AUCUGCAGGAGAGGAGGAGAACGGUGAGGGAAGCUGAGCUAGCCCGGGUCGAAUUACUGAAUCUAUUGGCAGGUCGCGGAUUUUUGAGAUCUCACCAUGGACAAGAGCGAACUGGUACAGAAGGCUAAACUGUCUGAGCAGGCCGAGCGUUAUGACGACAUGGCAGCUUCCAUGAAGGCUGUGACCGAGCUGGGUGCCGAGUUGUCCAACGAGGAAAGAAACCUGCUAUCUGUCGCCUACAAAAACGUUGUUGGCGCCCGACGCUCCUCCUGGCGUGUGAUCUCUAGCAUUGAGCAGAAGACAGAAGGAAAUGAUAAGCGGCAGCAGAUGGCACGAGAGUACCGUGAGAAAGUGGAGACAGAGUUGCAAGAUAUCUGCAAGGAUGUUCUGGGUCUUCUGGAUAAGUACCUUGUACCGAAUGCAACCCCACCAGAAAGCAAGGUCUUCUACUUAAAAAUGAAAGGGGAUUAUUACCGAUACCUUUCAGAAGUAGCUUCUGGAGACAGUAAGCAAGAAACUGUAACCUGCUCUCAACAAGCCUACCAGGAAGCAUUUGAAAUUAGUAAAAGUGAGAUGCAACCAACACAUCCUAUUCGACUCGGACUGGCUCUAAACUUCUCUGUCUUCUACUAUGAAAUUCUGAACUCUCCUGAGAAAGCAUGCAGUCUAGCAAAAUCGGCAUUUGAUGAGGCAAUAGCUGAACUGGACACGCUGAAUGAGGAGUCCUACAAAGACAGCACUCUUAUCAUGCAGCUACUAAGGGACAAUCUUACACUAUGGACCUCAGAAAACCAAGGCGAAGAGGCUGAUAAUGCAGAGGCGGACAACUAACAACGGCCACCCAUAUUUUUUCCUUUUUUUCUGUUCAGUCACUCUGUUUUGUAUACACAUAUAUCCCUUUUUGUGCAACAAGUUAAAAGAAUAGUACAUCGACUUAAACAACCUCAGUAGCAGAACAAUAUGUGGAUUAGGAAACAAGACUGGCGUCUUUACUCAGUGUAGGAGUAAUACAUUCUCAGUCUAAAAAUAUGGCAUUCUAUUUCUUUUUAUAUAAAUAUAAAUGAUUUAAAUAUGUAAUUGUGUCCCUUUUUUUUUUUCUCCCCUCCCUCCCCCCCCCCUUUUUUUUUUAACUGAACACUGUGAUUUACGGUUACGGAGUUUUGUUAUAAUUUCCAAUUGGCAAUCACUAUAACCACAUUAGAACCUUUCAUUGCCUCGGCAGUAACAACAAAGUCGACGUACAAUUCUGUUUUAACUGUUUGACAGAGCGUUUGUGACCAUACUGUGACCCUCGGGAUGGAAUGGGUUCGUACCAUAGUGUAUUGCAGUUGUUUCAGUGAUAGAUAUGUUUUGAUCGACAUGGUACAUAUUGAACCUAGUUUGUAAGCCUGAAUAUAAUCAAGUCGUUUUGGGUUUUUUUAUUUUAUAUAUAUAUAAAUAUAUUAUAUAUAUAUAUUUAGUCACAAUUUUUGAAAAUCGAUGUAAUGCUCACUUAGCCACUGUAACUCAGAAAAAAAAAGGUGGAAAAAAAAAAA
Molecule: messenger RNA, 1535 nt
Organism: Xenopus tropicalis (tropical clawed frog)
Lineage: Eukaryota; Metazoa; Chordata; Amphibia; Anura; Pipidae
Gene: ywhab
Product: tyrosine 3-monooxygenase/tryptophan 5-monooxygenase activation protein beta
Cellular component (GO): cytoplasm
Source: RefSeq, marked provisional